Molecule: messenger RNA, 3658 nt
Organism: Falco peregrinus (peregrine falcon)
Lineage: Eukaryota; Metazoa; Chordata; Aves; Falconiformes; Falconidae
Gene: RPUSD1
Product: RNA pseudouridine synthase domain containing 1
Exons: 6
Coding region: 271-1182 (303 amino acids)
Biological process (GO): pseudouridine synthesis
Molecular function (GO): RNA binding; pseudouridine synthase activity
Source: RefSeq, a predicted model, not a curated record
GCGCCGCGCCGCCGCCGGCUGCGAUGUAGCCGGAGCCGCCCGGCGCGGCCCGGGGACGGCGCUGCAGGUCGGCCGGGGCGCGGGGCGGGGGACGGGGGACGCGGGGUCCCCUCCGCCGUGUCCCCUGUGCCCCCGCCGUGCUCCGUAUUCCCGGCAGUGCGGGCUCGGCUGGCAGCGGGGGAGGCCGAGCCCCGCCGUGAGACCGGAGCGGCCCAGCACCGGCGCCGCUGUGGGACCUGCGCCUGCACGGGGGGACAGCGGGCUCUGACCAUGGAGCCGGGCACCAUCGACAACCUGUCCAUCCUGUACCAGAGCUCUGACUUCAUCGUGGUCAACAAGCACUGGGACAUCCGCAUCGACAGCAAGAUGUGGUACGAGACGCUGACGCUGCAGAGCCAGCUCAAGUACCGCUUCCCCGAGCUGGCCGACCCCGACACCUACUACGGCUUCAGGUUCUGCCACCAACUCGACUUCUCCACCAGCGGGGCCCUGUGCGUCGCGCUCAACAAAGCGGCAGCGGGAAGCGCCUACAAGUGUUUUAAAGACCGGCUGGUGACCAAAGCCUAUCUGGCCCUGGUCCGGGGCCACGUCAGCCAGAGCCGAAUGACGAUCCGCUACGCCAUCGGGAAGAACACCACCGAGGGCAUGACCCACAUGAUGUGCAUCGACGGGACGGAGGGCUGUGAAAACCCCAAGCCUUGCCAGUCGGAGCUGAUCGUGCUGGAGCACGGGUCCUACAGCGGAGACCCCGUGACCAAAGUGCUGCUGCAGCCGCUGACAGGGCGGACCCAUCAGCUGCGGGUUCACUGCAGCGCCAUCGGCCACCCCAUCGUGGGGGACUUCACCUACAGCCACAAGAAGGACAGCAGUCCCUACAGGAUGAUGCUCCACGCCUACUACCUGCGCAUCCCCACCGGCAAGGAGCUCAUCGAGGUCUGUGCGCCCGACCCUUUUGUCACCGCGAUGGACAGCAACUGGGUGCCCCACCACGUCACCCACCGGCUGGAUGAGACCAUCCAGGAGCUGAAGGACAAGAUGAUGCAGAAGGGGGAAGAGGAGGAGAGCCAAGAAGCCGUGCUUGGUGGCAGAGAAGAGGAAGCACCGAGCGAAGCCAAGAGCCCAGAGACAGAGGAGCAGCGAGCCCGGUGUGAGCAGUGGUUGGCCGAGUGGGCUUUGGAGUGAGCACAAACCACGUCUCUGCAUUUCCAGCCCAACGCUCCAUUUUUGUCUCAGUGGGUCCCUGCAGAGCCCAGCGCUGACUCCACAUCUGCACUUUCUGUAUGCCAUGGCUUCCCUCACUUCUGGGGCUGAGAUUAGGCAGAUUUUAGCAGCGAUUAGGAUGGGUUUAUUUUUUAAUGUACACAUCAUCCAUCUGGCCAGCAGAUGCCCCUUUCCUAAUUCUGGGCCUCAGCAGCAGAGUCAAUGUGUCACGUACCAGCUUAGAGUGACCCCAAAGCUUUCCGUCGCUGUCCCGGGGCUCAGGCGCAGCCGGGGUGGGUGGCACGGACACUGCCUUUGCCAUGAGCACGAUGGACAUAUCUGUGAACCCUCAGCGCUGGGAUGCCAAAAUGCAGUCCAGCAGAGGGAGGGGAGAACAUGCCGUGUGCAGCUUCGAUGUCCAUGUCCCCUGUUCCCAUUCCCUCCGCUCCAUCCCGCUGCACUCAAUGCACACACGUCGUGUGGGAGGUGGGAGAUCAGGGGGCUGAAGUGCAGCCUGGGGGCACCGGCAGCCCCUAGUCCUGGGGGGGUCCUGCACAGUGGCUGCAGGAGGGGUCCCUGCCCACACACUCACCUUCCUCCCUCAGCCCGCAUGUAGGCUUUUUUAAAGGUUUGUUGAUGGUGAGUGAGUUGACACGAAUGGAUUUUAAACUUUUUUCAAAUUUCUAUGAGAAGAAUCUCAUCUUUUAGCAGUUCUGAAAUACGGGUGGCCUCUAAAACGAGUGUAUUUUUAGUACUUCUGUGGUCGGAUAGCCAGCAGCCCAAAGCUUUUGUAAUAGAUCUUAAUACUCCUUCUACUUGCAUUGCCUUUUUUUAGCAUCCACUUUUACCCUGAGCGUGGAUGUCACCCCUGCUGAGGCGGGUCAGAAGACACAAGUCCCCUUCUGCUUUACCCAAACAAGGGGGUCUAAGCGUCAUGUUUUGGUCCCGGUGCGUGGCUCCUCACUGGCAGGUUGCUGCAGGGGUGUCAGCACUGGAGGGUGCCGGGGGCAGGUCCUUCGGGUGGGCAGUUUGGGAGGGCCUCGGGGCAGCAAGGGCAGCCGAGGCAAUGCUUGAAGCUGAAAGAAAGGCUGAGGACUGAUGCGAGGAGUGGGGAGCAGCUCAGCUCUCGUGCUGGCGCUUUGCAAGAUGCGAAGAAGAGUUUCUCUGGAAAUGCCCUUGCUUUGCUGGUUGGCAUUGUGCCGCUUCGCUCUCUCCUUCCCACUCUGCUUGUCUGCUGCAGCCCUUAGAGGACAUUUGGAAAAGGAAGGGAGCAGGGAGCUGUGCGGGCUGGGGUGGGACCGGGGUGCUGGAGCUCACUGCAUACACAGCAGCUCCCUGGGGGAUUUGGCACCGAGCCACCACAUCAGCACGUGCCCAGCGUUACUGUCAUCCCACAAGCCCCGUCCCAUUUAAAACGCACCUGUGAGUGGUUUCACACAACUAAUACUCCUACCCUGAGAGAGAGUAAAACAGCACAGCCUUCUCGUGGGUGAAUGCGCUGUGAGGGUCAUUGACACCCCGUGGGGUAUUGCACCUCCUGUCCCUUGUGUCCCCGGGUGCUGGUGGGUGCAAGCUCACCGUGCUGCGGCAUGCGGCCGGGCACCGGGUAGCCGUCACCUCCCCUUAGCUGUCAUGGCUUGGUGCUACAUGCUGCCAAGCAUGUGGUACACGGCUCUGCAGGCACCAGCUGGGCACUGAGCGGGGAUCGCAGGCUCACGAGCUGCUGGCAGAGGGUUCAGGGAGGGUUGGAGGAGCAGGAGCUCCGACUCCUUCCUCCCCAGUCCCAUCCCAUCUCCCAGGAGUGGCCAGGGAGGGGAGAGGCAGCCGUAGGCAGGUCCCAAAGCUGUAAAUUAAUACCGUGAACCUGUUUACCAAAGAAUAAAUAUGGGUGACGUGCACGGGAGGUCCUGAAAUAUUAUGGGUGAGUUUUGCAGUCCCUCCCUUCCCGUGGGCCCUGCUGUGAGAACGGUCCCCACAGUGUGACAGGGGACAUGUCCAGGACGAGGCUGCCCGUGGGGCUGGCGGUCACUGGGGUGGUUCAUGGGGACACACCAGUGCCCACACAGGGGGAUGCUGAUGGACCAUCAUCACUGGGGGCUGGCACCCAGUGCUCGCCCUGCCAUCUGCAUUGAGGAGCCCCUGCACCACCCAUCAGCUUUCGCACGUUGCACUUGUGCCCAGAGUUGCAGAAACCAGAGAUAAAUGUGUAUUUUCCUUACCCUGCAGAGGUGUUUUCCAGUUGCCCUUCCCCGGGUCCCCUCCUGUGCCGCGUUCAGUCCUGCUCCCUCCUCUGCCGUCCCUGCCACAGGGCCUUUUGCUGCAUCAUCCGUGAAUCCACUCAAGCGUUUGGACGGGGGGGUUGUGAUGGGGUGUGUGUCUGUGACGUUCUGUACAGCUUGCAAAAACCCUUAUUUCUUGCUGCUCGUUACCGUAGUAAACCAUUACCUGUGAUCCUGCA